AAUGUGCGUGCUUUCAUAGAGUGUAACAGAAGGAUUGCCUUGCUCAUUAAGGAUGGCGGACCCUGCACCAGUCCUGAGGCUCCAUAAAAUCCACUCUAGUAUGUCUUUUGGGCAUACAGACUAUGUUCCUGAAGAGGAAACUAGGAACCUCUGUGCUAAUUUCCCCGAACCGGACAUCUUACAGCCAUUCAAGGAGAUAGCCACACGAGGGGAUUUUCAUGAAGAUUCGUUCGACAACGCAGAAACAGUGGCGUGUGCCAGAGACAAAGCAGACCAUUAUUGUAAGGAUCUUUCCUCGCAUUCUUUAUCACACCCCGACUAUCGAAAACUAUCAUGGAUCAGUGAACAAGGCGAUAGCACCGAAUCAGUUGCGGAAAGCCGGCGAGCAAAAACAAUCAAAGUAGUUAGCCCAAGUUCUCAGUACACGAGAGGAAUCCGCACCUCAGUGCCAUCAGAGGUUGCGUCUUGGCAACUAGAAGCUCGAUAUCGACAGGGAAAUACGAUACCAUUUUGUCUUAAUCCAAAUGCCGCAUAUCUGAUACACCACUCAUCAAUUACUGGUCAACGAAAGCGUGUGGAGCAAGAAUUGGGAACUUGUGUCGUCUACCUCAACGACCGAAACCACUUGAGGGCCCUUGAAAAACGUCUCCAAGUUCGGCUAGAAAGGAUGAGUGACACGGCUCACAAAAAUCGAGCUUUGGCUGAAUAUAUUAAACUUAAAAGUGAUUCAAGGGACGAGAUAGAACGUAUCUUGUCACCAUUCAAAAAAGAAAACGAGAGUCCCGACCCUUGUGAGGGCAUUUUAUCACAAGAAUUACAGAUUCGUGAAUAUCCAUCCGAUUUCCACUCAGAUGGAAGCCAAGCGGAUGCGCCCAAAAAAACCGAAGAACAACCGGAACAAGAACAAGUGACAGAGGGUGAAACGGUGACAGCAUCUGAAGAAGAACAACAGGCAAAGCCUGUCACUUCACCAACAGUCAGUGUGCCUCGAACGGAACCCCUGUUCCUCAAGCUAGACAGCACAGAAGCUCUUCUCAGCUCCACCUGUAGCAUGACCACUCUCUACGAUAACGCGGAAAAAUCGGUGAAAUCAAAGCAUAUGCUUGACAAACGUGGCCUCAAAUAUACCAAUUUAUCCUGGGAGAGAUAGUAAGGAGAUUUUGUCUAGGUGCGAUUAUCACGACCACUGCACCAUUGAUCAGGGUUUAGGUAUUCACCAAGAAUCCCUUCCUGUUUUUCAUACAUCCGCUCCUUUUUAACCGAACAGGUCCACAUUUAGAUAUUUGCAGCGUAUUUGGACACAACGAGCAACAGAGGGAGAGAGAGGGAAAUAAAUAGAAAACUUCUGCGACUGUUAUUCGUCCAGGCACAUGCUCACGUGAUGUUUUUAGAAACAUCCUUUUUCACCGUCUCAUUUUACUCAACCUACUUUGGGUGUGCUUGCACAAACAUCACACCAGUGAAUUCCUACACAUAGGAGUGUAGGAUAGAUGGAGAUUUCCAAACAGAGAUCCAUCGUAUUUGUUAGCCAACAGACAGAAACAAAACAGUGUUUUCAGGAUGUGAAAAAGAACAAGCUGUAAAACCAACACAAAGCUGCUUUCCUGCAUGAAGCCGAUGCAGCAGCUGAUCAAUAAGACCUUGUUUUACACGAAAAUGUGAGGAAAUU
Messenger RNA from Opisthorchis viverrini, 1669 nucleotides. RefSeq lists its product as hypothetical. The transcript has 2 exons. Lineage: Eukaryota; Metazoa; Platyhelminthes; Trematoda; Opisthorchiida; Opisthorchiidae. The record is from RefSeq and is a predicted model, not a curated record. The coding region runs from base 53 to 1150 and encodes 365 amino acids.